GCAUUACCUGCUCUGACUGGCAGCAGCUCUCCAGGGUUUCAGACAAGGAAUCUUUCCCAGCCUGGGACUUUCUGCAUGCAAAGCAGAUGAUCUGCCCCUGAUCUUCCUUCCUGAUGUUGAGCUUGGCCUGUUGUUCCUUUAUCCCUUAGCACAGAGAGACUGAUAUUUGGACGCUCUGCUUCUUCCAGCAGAUGAUCGGAAGAGGCCGUUUGCGAUGGAGCAAAAUUGGACAGGACGCCCCGGGGAAGACGAUCCCUUGGCAGAAAGGGAUAAAUGGAGCAUUGCCCAAUGCCCGAUUCGGGGAGUAACUUCUGAAAUCCAAGAGGGAAAGGAAGGGGGUGAAGUCACGGAUUCUUGGGGAGAUGGGAAAGGACUGGAGGAAAACGCCAAGGGAGCAAAGGCCGGCCUUGAAUGCGGGAAAGCGCUUGGACACGAUUCCGAGAACGAAAUAAACCUCGGGCAAGAGAAUCUGUGCAAGUGCCCAAUCUGCGGGCAGAGCCUUAGCAGGAGAACUGGUCUCCUUAUACACCAGAGGAUCCACACCGGAGAGAAACCCUACAGCUGCACGGACUGCAGGAAAAGCUUCCGGCACAAGUCGGUCCUUAUUCGACACCAGAGAAUCCACACGGGCGAGAAGCCACACAAGUGCCCUGACUGCGCCAAAAGCUUCCGGGACAGAUCCGCUUUGGAUGUGCACCGGAGGACACACACGAGGGAAAAACCCUACCAGUGUACAGACUGUGGGAAAAGCUUCAGCCAUCGCUCCAACUUGAUUACCCACGAGCGGAUCCACACGGGAGAGAAGCCGUUCAAGUGCUUGGAGUGCGAGAAAAGCUUCAGCGACCGGUCGUCCCUGACGGCCCACAAACGGGCCCACACAGGGGAGAGGCCGUACAGAUGCGCCGAGUGCGGGAAGAGCUUCUCUCAGAGCUCCAGCCUCCUUUCUCACCAGAGAAUCCACACAGGGGAGAGGCCCCACGAGUGCCCGGACUGCGUGAAGUGCUUCCGCGACAAAUCGGCUUUCUUCGUCCACCGGAGGACCCACACGAGGGAGAAGCCGUAUAACUGCUCUGGCUGCGGGAAGAGCUUCAGCCAUCGCUCCAACCUGAACACGCACGAAAGGAUACACACAGGGGAGAAGCCUUACAAGUGCCUGGACUGUGGGAAGACCUUCGCCCAGAGACCAAGCCUUACUGCACAUGAGAGAAUCCAUUCCAAAAAGACAUUGCCAAACUGCUGAAAGGCUGGGAACGAAUUCCGUGUCAGGAGGAAUGCAUAGGAGACGGCGCCUGUGUUUGUCGAGUGCCUUCUCCCACAUUGUACCUCACCUGAACUUUUAAGAUCCUCCUCAGAGGGCCUGCUCAGAGAUUUCCCACCAGAUGAAGGGAUGAGAGUCCCCACUGGGGACAGGACCUUUUUAGAAGUGGCACCCUGGUACUUGAAUAGCCUUCCCAGAGAGGUUUUAUUUGCCUGGUGCUACCUAUUGGGCCCUUUAAAUAACUGACCUUUUAUUGUCUGGGCCUCUCAGUUAUAAACUGAGUUUUAAUCGGUGCUUCUUAAUUGUGUUUCAGCUUUUUAAUUAACUUGUUAGGAGUUUUUUGUUGUUUGAUAUUGUAUUUUAAAUGUGCUUUUUCUUCUUCAUCACAACAUGCCCAGGGACCUCUUGUCAUGGGGUGGCUAUAUAAAUGCGGAAAUUAACAAAUGAAAUGGUACAUAGCUUCAGGAGAUCUGAGGUUCAGUCCUCAUUCACCCAUGAAGCCCUCUGCAUGGUGCCAGAUCUCUCUCUCACUC
This is a messenger RNA of Lacerta agilis (Sand lizard), 1791 nucleotides long. Its product is annotated as zinc finger protein 239-like. Gene Ontology annotation, molecular function: DNA-binding transcription factor activity, RNA polymerase II-specific; RNA polymerase II cis-regulatory region sequence-specific DNA binding. Gene Ontology annotation, biological process: central nervous system development; regulation of transcription by RNA polymerase II. The record is from RefSeq and is a predicted model, not a curated record. The coding region runs from base 215 to 1240 and encodes 341 amino acids. The transcript has a single exon. Gene Ontology annotation, cellular component: nucleus. NCBI's taxonomy places the organism in Eukaryota, Metazoa, Chordata, Lepidosauria, Squamata, Lacertidae.